AACGGGUUUCACACUUUCUGCAACGAGAAAUAAGAACGCACGGUGUCAGUGCAAUGUAAAAUGUCAGCGUUUGUCUGUCGUCAUCACCCUGUAGCCCCACCUCCUGGCAGCAUUCGUUGUUAGACCUUGGGAGUCGUUUGAGCGCUUGUACUGCGUAGAGAUUGGAUUUAAUCUAUGGUACGAACGAUGUUUUUGCCCAAAAUUUAGCUCGGAUUUAUUUGAUUUCAUCCGUCUGUUGUGAGUAGAUGAUGUUUCCGAUUCAAAUCAUGAAACAAAGAAGACACGAGUCCGGAGGUUUCCGCGGAUAUCUGUUCGGCUGCGUGGCUAUUGUGCUUUUGUGGAGCGUAGCCUCAGCACAAGUGAGAUACUCUAUCUCAGAGGAAAUAACCGAAGGGACAGCGGUUGGAAAUAUCGCCAAGGACCUGGGAAUGGAUAGAAACACACUUAAGGACAGGAAGUAUCGGAUUGUGACCAGCAACGAUGAGCCCCUGUUUCAUGUAAAUCAGGACGACGGCGUCCUGUACGUGAGUAAAAGAAUUGACAGAGAAGAGGUGUGCGGGCAAAGCAGUACGUGUCUGAUUAAUCUGAAAACCGUACUGGAAAACCCACUUGAAGUUCAAUACGUUGGAGUGGAGAUUCUGGAUAUAAAUGACCAUGAUCCUGUCUUUUUGGAAAAAGACAAGAUAUUAGAGAUAUCAGAGUCUGUGCUGCCCGGAGCGCGAUUUCAGUUAAAAGCCUCACGGGAUCCGGACAGCGGUCAUUUCUCAGUACAACAGUACAAACUCAGCAACAACGACCAUUUCCGUUUGGAAGUUAAGGACAAAGGGAACGAUGGUAAAAUACCAAUGCUAGUCAUUCACAAAGCAUUGGACAGGGAGACUGCAGCAAGCCACUCGUUGAUACUGACGGCCCUGGAUGGAGGUAAACCUCCAAAAUCAGGCCAAAUGAACAUUUUAGUCAAAGUUUUGGAUUUGAAUGACAACGCUCCAAUUUUCACAAAAGACACUUAUUCUGUGAUGGUUGAUGAAAAUGUCCCAACGGACACAACAGUUAUUCAAGUAAAUGCAACUGAUUUAGAUGAAGGUCCAAACGGAGAAGUGGUUUAUUCUUUUAGUAACAGCAUGAAUCAAAACAUUUUUAACCUUUUCAACAUUAACCACCUAACAGGAGAGAUAACUGUGAAAGGAAUCUUAGACUAUGAGGAGAAGGACAGGUAUGAAAUUGAAAUCGAGGCUUCGGAUAAAGGUUUUGCACCCUUCACUACAGAUAAAAGUGUCACCAUUCAGCUGGUUGAUGUUAAUGACAAUGCUCCUGAGAUUGAUGUUACCUCAUUUUCAAGCUCCAUCCCUGAGAACUCCAAACCUGGCACUACAGUGGCCCUAAUUAGUGUCAGUGACCUGGACUCUGGUCCUAAUGGAAAGGUUAUUUGCUAUUUGCAGGAGGAUGUUCCAUUUGCAUUGUCGCCAUCUUUACAGGAUAAGAUGUAUUCAUUAGUAACUAAGUCCCCUCUGGAUAGAGAGAAACAGUUGCAUUAUGACUUAACCAUUACUGCAAAAGACUCUGGUCAUCCCCAGUUAUCAUCAGAGAAGACAAUCAGUGUCAUAGUGUCAGAUGUAAAUGACAACAGUCCAGUGUUUUCACUCAGCCCUUAUACCUUUUAUGUAAGAGAAGGCAAUAACCCAGGAGACUUUGUGUUUUCUGUAAAAGCAGUAGAUUGUGAUGAAAAUGAGAAUGCUGUAAUUUCAUAUCACAUUCUUAGGUAUGGCAGCGAGGAAAAUAAAGUGUCAUCAUUUCUACGCAUUAACUCUGAUAAUGGAGACAUAGCGGCAUUGAAAAGUUUUGAUUUUGAAAAAUUAAAGUCCUUCCAGUUCCACGUGUUCCACGUGGUGGCGUCAGAUUCAGGAAGUCCGUCACUGAGCAGCAACGUCACAGUGAACGUGUUCAUUCUGGAUCAGAACGACAAUCCUCCAGUCAUUCUGUAUCCACUCAGCUCUAAUGGUUCUGCUGAAGGUGUGGAGGAGAUUCCCCGCAAUGUGGACGCAGGACACUUGGUGACUAAAGUCAGAGCCUAUGAUCCUGAUAUAGGAUAUAACGGCUGGUUACUGUUUUCACUGCAGGAAGUUUCUGACCACAGUCUGUUUAAUUUGGACCGAUAUACAGGACAGAUCAAAACACUUCGUCCAUUCACAGAGACAGACGAGGCUGAGCAUAAACUGGUCAUACUGGUGAAAGACAAUGGGAACGUUUCACUGUCAGCAACAGCUACUGUGAUUGUCAAAGUUGUGGAGCCCAAAGAAGCUUUUGCAGCUUCUGAUGUGAAAAGUUCAACCAAAGCAGAUGAGGACAAUGAUGUGACUUUUUACCUGAUGAUAACUUUGGCCUCAGUUUCUGCUCUUUUUCUCAUCAGUAUCAUUGUGCUGAUUGCAAUGCAGUGCUCCAAGUCCACAGACUAUACUUCUAAAUAUCUACCAGAGCCAAACUAUGAUGGAACAUUGUGUCACAGCAUCCAGUACAGAUCUGGAGACAAACGGUACAUGUUAGUUGGACCCAGGAUGAGUAUUGGAUCUACUAUAGUCCCAGGAAGUCAUGCAAAUACUCUGGUGCUUCCUGAUAGAAGAAAGACAUCUGAGGAGGUCCACCUCUUUAUUCAUUCGCCAGUACGAAGCCGAGAGGAGUCUGCUUUCUACUUUAGCUGA
Cynoglossus semilaevis (tongue sole) is the source of this 2696-nucleotide messenger RNA. Its product is annotated as protocadherin alpha-8-like. NCBI's taxonomy places the organism in Eukaryota, Metazoa, Chordata, Actinopteri, Pleuronectiformes, Cynoglossidae. Gene Ontology annotation, molecular function: calcium ion binding. Gene Ontology annotation, cellular component: plasma membrane. Gene Ontology annotation, biological process: homophilic cell-cell adhesion. Bases 246 to 2696 code for a protein of 816 amino acids. The transcript is spliced from 3 exons. The record is from RefSeq and is a predicted model, not a curated record.